Molecule: messenger RNA, 1873 nt
Organism: Eucalyptus grandis
Lineage: Eukaryota; Viridiplantae; Streptophyta; Magnoliopsida; Myrtales; Myrtaceae
Product: cytokinin dehydrogenase 7
Biological process (GO): cytokinin metabolic process
Molecular function (GO): FAD binding; cytokinin dehydrogenase activity
Source: RefSeq, a predicted model, not a curated record
CUCUCCAAAAGCGAGACCAGCAGAGAGAGGGAGAGACGGAGAGGGAGAGAGAGAACGAAAGGGUUCGAAAGCUUCUAUUCUUUUCCAAUUUUUUUCCCACGAUUCGGAGGAGCGGGAAGUGGGAAACGGAGGCGGAAUCGAUCGACCCGCGACGGCCCCGAUGAUGAUAGCCUACGCGGAGCGCUUCGUCCACGAGAGCGACGCCGAGGCGAGGCAGGACGACGGCGUCUCCGGCCUCGACCUCCAGCUCCAGGGCAUCCUGGACUGGUCCCCCGCCGCCGCCGCCGCCGCCGCCAGGGACUUCGGCGGCCUCCGCUCCGCCAAGCCCCGCGCCGUCGUCCGGCCCUCGGGCGCCGACGACGUGGCCCGCUCCGUCAGGGCCGCCCUCCGGUCGCCCAGCCUGACCGUCGCCGCCCGGGGCAACGGCCACUCCAUCAACGGGCAGGCCAUGUCGGACGGCGGCCUCGUCGUGGACAUGCGGGCCGCGGGCGCCGGCCACUUCCAGGUCGUCGUCGGCGCCGGCGCCGGCGCCGGCGGCGCCCACUACGCGGUCGUCGCCGGGGCAUUAUGGGACGACGUCCUCGAGCGGUGCCUGAGCUACGGGCUGGCGCCGCGGUCGUACACCGACUACCUUGGGCUGACGGUGGGGGGGACGCUGUCGAACGCCGGCGUCAGCGGCCAGGCCUUCCGCCACGGGCCGCAGACGUCGAACGUGACGGAGCUGGAGGUCGUCACCGGCCAGGGCGAGACGCUGACCUGCAGCCGGAGCGACAACUCCGAGCUCUUCUUCGCCGUCCUCGGCGGCCUCGGCCAAUUCGGCAUAAUCACCAAGGCGAAGAUUUUGCUUCAACCCGCACCCGACAUGGUGCGGUGGAUAAGAGUGGUGUAUGCGGACUUCGGCGAGUUCACCCGGGACGCAGAGUCGCUGGUGACUCGGCCGGACGGCGACACCUUUGACUACAUCGAGGGGUUCGCGUUCGUGAACAGCGACGACCCGGUCAACGGCUGGCCCACGGUGCCGCUUGAGCCGGGCCAGCGGUUCGACCCGUCCCGGCUGUCCCCCGACGCCGGCUCGGUCCUCUACUGCCUGGAACUGGGCCUCCACCACCAGAGGAGCAACCCUCCCUCAGACGUCGAUUCGGUGGUGGGCAAAUUGCUGGGGCGGCUGGGAUUCGUGGAGGGGCUGGAGUUCCGGCGGGACGUGGGGUACGCGGAUUUCCUGCUGCGGGUCCAGAACGCGGAGCGGGACGCCAAGGCCACCGGCCUCUGGGACGCGCCCCACCCUUGGCUGAACCUGUUCGUGUCUCGGAACGACAUCGCCGAAUUCGACCGGGUGGUGUUCAAGGGCAUCCUGAAGGACGGCGUCGGCGGCCCCAUGCUGGUCUACCCCAUGGUCCGGAGCAGGUGGGACAAGCGGACGUCCGUGGUGCUGCCAGAAUCCGGCGAGAUCUUCUAUCUCAUUGCCCUGCUCCGGUACACCCUCCCGUACCCGGAGGGCCCGUCGGCCAAACAGCUGGUCUCGCAGAACCUCGAGAUCCUGAAGACCUGCAAAGAGAACCGGAUCGACUACAAGCUGUACCUCCCCUACUACCAGUCGCAGGAGGAGUGGAAGUGGCACUUCGGGAAGCAAUGGGGGAGGUUCGUGGAGAGGAAGGCGAGGUUCGACCCAAUGGCAGUCCUCGCACCAGGGCAGAAGAUCUUCUCGAGAUCGUCGGUGCCCGGGAAGAUCGCAAGCGACGGUGGCCCGGCGGGUCUGCAUUAGGGUUUUUAUCUUUUGUCCUUUCCAUUGCAAGAUUGGUUCUGAACAAUGUUGGGGAGCGAUGUAAAUGGAAUAUUUUUCGUGAUCAAAAUCGAAAAUUGCUUCUUGGGUCUU